AUCAUCUUUGCUGAAGCGUCUCACAGCGGAGAAAAGCCAUGGCAGCUGCGAACCGUGUCCUUGUUUACGGAGGGAAAGGAGCUCUUGGCUCGGCGUGUGUGCAUUAUUUUAAAUCCAAAGGCUGGUGGGUUGCCAGUAUUGACAUCGGAGCCAAUGAAGAGGCGAACGCAAACGUCCUGGUGAAGCUCUCCGAGUCAUUCACCGAUCAAGCCGCUCAGGUGACAUCGGAUGUAUCCAAACUGCUGGGAGAACACAAGGUUGAAGCCAUUGUUUGUGUGGCUGGAGGAUGGGCUGGAGGAAACUGCAGCUCGAAAGACUUGUAUAAGAACUCUGAUAUGAUGUGGAAACAGAGUGUCUGGACCUCCACCAUCUCCAGUCAUCUUGCAUCCCUCCAUCUGAAGCCAGGAGGUCUGCUGACCCUCGCUGGAGCAAAGGCUUCACUGGACGCCACUCCAGGUAUGGUUGGUUAUGGCAUGGCCAAGGCUGCAGUCCAUCAGCUGUGCAAGAGUCUGGCUGGAGAGAACAGCGGUCUUCCUUCUGGAGCUGUAGCUGUGGCCAUUCUUCCGGUUACCUUGGAUACACCAAUGAACAGGAAAUUCAUGCCUGACGCAGAUUUCGGCAGCUGGACACCACUGGAGUACAUCGCAGAAACCUUCCACAGCUGGGCCACUGGGUCAGGCCGUCCAGCCUCAGGCAGCCUCAUACAGCUGGAGACCACUGGGGGGAAAACCGAGGCCACGGCGGUCCAGUAAAGGAGGAACAGAGGGGAAAAAAGAAAAAUAUGAAGAGUGGAGGAGAGCAAUGUUUACCAAUAUACUGUGCAGCAGAGGAGAGUGAAAUAAUGUGGCAUUUCUAUUCAGUCUCAUUGGAAACACAUUGUACAGUAUCUCUGAAUGACCAAAGUAUUAACUAACUUAAAGGGUUAGUUCACCCAAAAAAUUUAACUGACCAUUUAUUCUCCCUCAUGUUUUUUUUUUAAGCAUUAUGAGUUUCUUUCUUGUGUUGAGCACAAAAUAAGAUAUUACUGGUUGAGAAAACUUACUAUGGAGGUGAAUUGGUGCCAACUAUACCAGAAUGUUGUGUUCAACAGAAGAAAGAAACUCAAAUAAGGCUUGAACAAGUGGAUUUUCACUUUUGGGUUAACUGUUCCAUUUAAUAUUGAAGUAAUAGAUAUCUAAUGUCAGCCCAUUUGAAAAAGCAAAUCGUUUCAAACUUUUUUCCUCAGAAAAUAACAAUUGAUCUUAAUAGCAAACAAUUUCAUUUGAAAAUCAGGAUUAUUCCACCAAAUACUGCCUUCUUAACUCAUUAGAAAUUGAAAUUGGUGUUGUGUUGUUGAAAAAAUUAUAUAAUCACACUAAAACAAGGUUUUUUUUUGUCCUUUUAUGCACAAAAAAAUGCUCUUAAGUUCAUUUUUAUUUUAAAUUUGAGUUUCUUCUGUUGGACCUCAAAUAGGUUUUGAAGUGUAGUAAAUUAUGCCAGAAUAAACAUUUUAAAAUAAACAA
Messenger RNA from Danio rerio (zebrafish), 1502 nucleotides. RefSeq names its product quinoid dihydropteridine reductase a (gene qdpra). Gene Ontology annotation, molecular function: 6,7-dihydropteridine reductase activity. NCBI's taxonomy places the organism in Eukaryota, Metazoa, Chordata, Actinopteri, Cypriniformes, Danionidae. The record is from RefSeq and is marked provisional. Gene Ontology annotation, biological process: pteridine-containing compound metabolic process.